Messenger RNA from Venustampulla echinocandica, 936 nucleotides. Its product is annotated as NmrA-like family protein. NCBI's taxonomy places the organism in Eukaryota, Fungi, Ascomycota, Leotiomycetes, Helotiales, Pleuroascaceae. The transcript is spliced from 3 exons. The coding region runs from base 1 to 936 and encodes 311 amino acids. The record is from RefSeq and is a predicted model, not a curated record.
AUGCCACUCACUGUUGGCAUAGCCGGUAUAACUGGAAAGUUUGCCCGUUCUGUGGUCGCCGACCUCCUAAAGCACCCGGGCAUCAAAAUCCGAGGCUAUUCGCGCGAUCCUACGAAGCUUUCACCGGCGAUUUCGUCCUCCCCUCUCGUACACCUUGUCCAAGGAGAGGCCAACAAUUUCGAUGCGUUGCGUUCAUUCGCCAAAGGAGCAGACGUUGUCAUUUGUUGCUACCUCGGCGAUAAUCAAUUGAUGCUCGAUGGACAAAAGUAUUUCAUCGAUGCGUGCGAGGUGGAGGGCGUCAAGCGCUAUAUUGCGAGCGACUACAGUCUUGAUUUUACCAAACUUGAAUUUGGCCAACUCCCAGGAAAAGAUCCCAUGAAGUAUAUCAAAGAGUACCUUGAGACGAAGAACGUGAAAGGCGUUCAUGUGUUAAUCGGUGUAUUCAUGGAGACGUUGUGGAGUCGUUUCUUCGGACUUUGGGAUGAAUCAAAAACGGGCUUUGCUUUCUGGGGUACGGGCGAAGAAGCGUGGGCAUCAACAACCUAUGCAAAUGCAGCAGAAUAUGUCGCCGAAGUAGCACUAGAUGAGAAGGCAGUUGGUGUCAAGCGAUUUCUAGGAGACCAAAAGACUACUCGUCAAAUCGCUGAGUUGUUCGAGGGAACAUAUGGCAAGAAACCUGUGCUAGAAAAUCUUGGGUCGCUGGAUGAUCUCUACAAACAUAUGCACAAGACACGGCAAAACAACCCCGAGAAUAUAUUUUCUUGGCUCCCAUUAUUUUAUCAUUUUUACUGUCUAAAUGGGCAGGCUUAUAUAUCGGAUGCCUUGGACAACCAGGAGUAUGCUACGAUCAAACCUGUUGCCUUUCAUGAUUUUAUGACAGUCAAUAAAUUAGAGGCGUUGGCUGUGGCACAAGGUAAUGUAGGGGCAAAUAUCUAG